AUGGCGACCCAGGACGAGAAGGUGGCUCUCGAGAAGCAGCCUACCAUCUCCAAAGGUGCCGAUGACAAUGUUUCCAUCUCCCGCAUCAAGUCCAUCACGCAGGGAGAGAUCAUCGCGCUCGAUGCCUCCGAGGUCUUCCUCCGCGAACACAAUUAUUCCGACGACUAUCUCGCCGAGCUCCUAGCCGACGAGGACAGGAACAGACGUCUCGUCCGCAAGAUCGACUUCAUCGUCCUGCCCCUCCUCGCCGGCACGUAUGUUCUGCAGUAUAUCGACAAGCAGGCCAUGUCAUAUGCCGCCGUGUUCGACCUCUUCAGCAGCACCGGCAUCAACCAAGAACAGUAUGCGUGGUUCACCUCCAUGUUCUAUCUCGCCUACCUGGUCGCCGAGUACCCUUGGAUGUGGGCAGCGCAAAAGACACGCAUGGCCAAGAUUGUGUCCGCGUGCGUGUUAGGCUGGGGAGGGAUAUUGAUGAUCACAGCGGCCUGCCACAACUUUGCCGGCUUCGGGACGUGCCGCUUUCUGUUGGGCAUCUUUGAGGCUCCCAUCACGACCUGCUUCAUGAUGAUAGUCUCUAUGUGGUACACUCGCCCAGAACAGCCGUUCCGUGCCGGCGUCUUCUAUUGCUGCAAUGGAGUUGGCUCAAUGAUCGGCGGCAUCUUGACCUACGGAAUUGGACAGAUCCAGGGCUUCCCAGUGUGGAAAGCCAUCUUCCUCCUCUGCGGCGGCGUAACAGUCAUCUGGGGCAUCGUUCUGAUGUUCUUCUUGCCCGACUCAAUCCUAACAGCGAAGAGAUUUACCCUCGAAGAAAAGGCUCUGCUCAUCGCCCGCGGCCGACUUGCCAAGACGGGAAUUCUCAACAAGACGGUGAAAUGGACCCAAGUCGGCGAGGCCUUCAUGGACCCACAGGUCUGGCUGCUGUUCCUCUUUGUGCUCUUCAACGAGGUCAUCAACGGGGGCUACGCGAGUUUCGGAAAACUCAUCGUCAAGGGCCUCGUCACGGAUCCACUCAGGACAACUGCCCUCGGCAUUCCGCAGGGCGCAUUCCAGGUCGUCUGGAUCCUCUCCGGCACGUGGAUCGCCUCGCACUACAAGAACCAGCGGACCACGGUGAUGGCGCUAUACAACAUACCCACCAUCAUCGGCGUCAGCCUGAUCUGGAGGAUGGACCGCUCAGACUACGCCAAUAAGAUCGGUGUCUUGAUCGGGUAUUACAUCUCCGGCUCUUACGUCGCCUCGCUCGUCCUGGCGCUGCAGAUGCCCUCUGCCAACCUGGGAGGAUACACAAAGCGAACAUCGUCGUCAGCGCUGGUCUUCUUGGCGUACUGUGCUGGGAAUAUCAUCGGCCCACAUGCAUUCUUGCAACAGGAAUCGCCCUACUACAGAACAGGCUGCAUCGUGAUCCUCGCCUGUGCUGUGGCGCAGGUGUGCGUUGCUCUUGGUUUGAGAAUGAUGCUGCAGAUGAGGAAUAAGAGGAGAGAUGAUGCCGCUGCGGCGACGCAAGCACAGGGAGGCGAUGCCUUUGAUGGUGCUGAUGCAACGGAUUUCGAGAAUCCCGAGUUCCGCUACUUGCUAUGA
Diaporthe citri is the source of this 1578-nucleotide messenger RNA. RefSeq lists its product as uncharacterized. Gene Ontology annotation, molecular function: transmembrane transporter activity. Gene Ontology annotation, cellular component: membrane. The record is from RefSeq and is a predicted model, not a curated record. Lineage: Eukaryota; Fungi; Ascomycota; Sordariomycetes; Diaporthales; Diaporthaceae. The transcript has 2 exons. Bases 1 to 1578 code for a protein of 525 amino acids. Gene Ontology annotation, biological process: transmembrane transport.